AAGCACAUGUAAAGAUGACGAAAGAAAAAAUAUAUUCUGAUGUAAAAGAGAAUACUGAAUAUUGCGAUAUACUGAGGAAGGAAGAAGGGAAACCCACACUUAAAAGAAUAAAUAGUUCCAGUCUUUUACAAUGUAACUCUUCUCAAGAAAUUCUACAACUUCAAAACCUAUGCAGAGGAGACAAUAGGAAUGAAGAAAAUGUAAGUGGGGAAAGAUUUCCUAAAAUAUCAGACAUUCAGAUGCAUGUGAAUACCGAUAAGGAAGAAAAAGCGUAUAAAUAUCUGGAGUGUAGGAAAGGGGCUGUGCAGAAAAAUACCCUGAUUUCCCAUCAAAGAACUCGUGCAGAGGUGAAACCAUAUAAAUGCCUGGAGUGCAAAAAGAGCUUCAGUAAGAGUGGGCAGCUUAGUAUCCAUCGAAGAAUUCACAUAGGGAAGAGACCAUAUAACUGCCUGGAGUGUGGGAAAAGUUUCAUUGAAAAAGAAAGCAUGAGGUCCCAUCAAAGGAUUCAUACAGGGGAGAAACCAUAUAACUGCCUGGAGUGUGAAAAAAGUUUCAGUCACCGUGGAAACCUUCUUGUUCAUCAAAGAAUUCACACAGGGGAGAAACCAUAUAACUGCCUGGAGUGUGGGAAAAGCUUUAGUCAGAGUGGAAGCCUUAAAUUGCAUCAAAGAAUUCACACCGGGGAGACAAAAUAUAACUGCCUGGAGUGUGGAAAGACUUUCCAUUACAGUUCAAAUCUUAGUCGCCAUCAGAAAAUUCACACAGGGGAGAAACCAUAUAACUGCCUGGAGUGUGGGAAAAGCUUUAGUCAGAGUGGAAGCCUUAAAUUGCAUCAAAGAAUUCACACCGGGGAGACAAGAUAUAACUGCCUGGAGUGUGGGAAAAGCUUUAGUCAGAGUGGAAGCCUUAAAUUGCAUCAAAGAAUUCACACCAGGGAGAAACCAUAUAACUGCCUGGAGUGUGGGAAGAGCUUCAUUGGCAGACCAAACCUCAACUCCCAUCAAAGAAUUCACACCAGGGAGAAACCAUAUAACUGCCUGGAGUGUGGGAAAAGCUUUAGUCAGAGUGGAAACCUUAAAUUGCAUCAAAGAAUUCACACAGGAGAGAAAAUCUAUAAAUGCCUGGAGUGUGGUAAAAGCUUUAGUCAGAGUGGAAACCUUAAAUUGCAUCAAAGAAUUCACACAGGGGAGAAACCAUAUAACUGCAUGGAGUGUGGGAAAAGCUUCACUGACAGAGGAAGCCUCAAGUCCCAUGAAAGGAUUCACACAGGAGAGAAAAAAUAUAAGUGCCUUGAGUGUGGAAAGAAUUUUAGUCAUGCUGUAGGCCUUACUUUGCACAAAAGAAUUCACACUGGGGAGAAACCAUAUAAAUGCCUGAAGUGUGGAAAAGGCUUCAAUCAGAGUUCACAUCUGAGUUCCCAUCAGAAAAUUCACACUGGGGAGAAACCAUAUAAAUGUCUGGAGUGUGGAAAGACUUUCAAUCAGAGUUCACAUCUUCAUUGCCAUGAGAAAAUUCACACAGGGGAGAUAUCAUUGUUUUUAAUAUGCGUUUCUUGCAAACAAACCACCUCUGCAUGCAAUUUAUGUAUCUGA
This is a messenger RNA of Gekko japonicus, 1592 nucleotides long. Its product is annotated as zinc finger protein OZF-like. NCBI's taxonomy places the organism in Eukaryota, Metazoa, Chordata, Lepidosauria, Squamata, Gekkonidae. The record is from RefSeq and is a predicted model, not a curated record. The coding region runs from base 15 to 1592 and encodes 525 amino acids. Gene Ontology annotation, biological process: regulation of transcription by RNA polymerase II. The transcript has a single exon. Gene Ontology annotation, molecular function: RNA polymerase II cis-regulatory region sequence-specific DNA binding; DNA-binding transcription factor activity.